This is a messenger RNA of Acipenser ruthenus (sterlet), 1800 nucleotides long. Its product is annotated as ubiquitin-like protein 7. The transcript is spliced from 11 exons. Gene Ontology annotation, cellular component: cytosol. NCBI's taxonomy places the organism in Eukaryota, Metazoa, Chordata, Actinopteri, Acipenseriformes, Acipenseridae. Gene Ontology annotation, molecular function: polyubiquitin modification-dependent protein binding. Gene Ontology annotation, biological process: ubiquitin-dependent protein catabolic process. Bases 176 to 1330 code for a protein of 384 amino acids. The record is from RefSeq and is a predicted model, not a curated record.
GUUUUAGUAAGAUUUACUUUAUUUCUGAUCUGAAAGUUAAUCGCUAAAUCGUACUAAGAUUUUGUACCAUAUAGUACUAGACUAGUCUGCCAUCUGCAAUAAAAAUAAGAAAGAAACAUUAGGCUGCAGAAGAACCAUCACGAAGCUUUCUAGAAAUUGCUGUUUUAAUAAGAGAAUGUCGGUAUCUGAAUGGCGUCUUGCAUUGAAGCUGGCAGACCAGCCCUUGGCAGCAAAGUCAUUGCUGCACCUUCCUGAGACGGACCCUGGAGAGAUGGCUCCUGGGGGUUACCGGAUCGCCACGCUAAAGCAGCUCAUUGCAGCUCAGCUGCCGGACACGGUACCUGACCCAGAGCUCAUUGAGCUGGUGUAUUGUGGAAGGAGGCUGAAGGAUGAACAGAGCUUAGAUUAUUAUGGGAUUCAGCCAGGAUCAACGAUCCACAUCCUAAAGAAAUCCUGGCCAGAGCCAGAGGUUAAACCAGAGCGCGUGGACAAGGCUACAGCUGCAAGAGAGUUCCGGGUGCUUCAGGCAGCUCUGCACAGCAGCUCUUCUUACAGAGACUCGGUGUUUAAGAUGUUGAAUAAUAAGGAAUCUUUGGAUCAGAUCAUCGUGGCCACUCCAGGCCUUAGCAGUGAUCCAGUGGCUUUAGGGGUGCUGCAAGACAAAGAUCUGUUUGUCUUGUUUACAGAUCCCAAUAUGCUGGAUACGCUGACUGUGUCUCACCCAGCCCUGGUCAACGCCAUCAUCCUGGUCCUGCACUCGGUGGCCAGCAAUGCCCCAGCUACACAGAGCGCCAGCACCUCCCGCAAUGUCUCUUCCAGCUCUUACAGCGACAUGCCAGGAGGCUUUCUAUUUGAGGGACUUUCAGAUGAUGAAGAAGAUUUUCAACAGGGCAGCCGUACCACCCCCUCUACCAGCCGAGGAGCCACUGGCUCACGGCCAGCUACUCUGGGCUACAGCGGGGCUGUCGGCCCUCGACCAAUCACACAGAGUGAGCUGGCCACUGCCCUCGCCCUGGCCAGCACACCAGAGAGCAGUGCAGUCACUCCAACCACAGGCAACCAGGGCACCUCAUCCGGAGCAUCCCCAGUGAUGGGAUCCUCAGGAAUGCCAGCUGGAACCCCCAUCACCAAUGAUAUCUUCACCCAGGCACUACAGCAGGCAAUACAGGUGUCCAGCCUUUCAUCUCUGCAAAGCCAGUGGCAGUCACAGCUACAGCAGCUGCGGGCCAUGGGGAUCCAGGAUGAGGAACUUAUCCUGAGAGCCUUGCAGGCGACUGGAGGGGACAUCCAAGCAGCACUGGAGCUGAUCUUUGCUCGGGGGGCACCCUGAGAUGAGGGAGAGGGGACCUGAAACUGACCAGACAGCUGCAGCAAAACCUUCUCUUUUAAAUGGGAAUGGACAGAAAUACAUGUGGAACUAGCUGUGGUACUGGAUUAUUUAAGCGGUUGUGUUGAUCAGGGUUCUGUUCAGUCAUCAGAACAUAUUUAUGCAUCAUAGCCCUCCUGAGAUACAGCAGUUGAGACUAUUGCUGCCUGAGAGAAGGUUGAAAAUGGUUGAAUGUAACUUUACAGAAAAUACUUUUUUUUCUUAUGUUUCAGGCUUUUUGUUGACCGAAAUUGUAUUUUUGACAACAGACGGGUGACCUUUUCAAAUCAUCAGAACAAACUGCUUUAGGUAAUACAACCUUUUGUUUCUCAGUUAUGCUUGCAAGAACUGAGAGGUUUCAAAAUAUUUAAAGGGUAUUUUAACAUUGCUUUUUGAACUGGAAGAUACCAAUAAAAUGUCAGAAAAAGACCCAA